UUAUUACUGUAGUGUUUCUAGUUAAUAAAAAGUAUUAAGCACAUUAUUGUCCUAGCAACAUUAGUCAGCAGCUGUCAACUGAAUCUGAACUUGACAGAGUUGAGCUGUCAGUCAGUGUUGAUGUUGACAGUCAUCCCAAUUUGGUUGGUUGGGUGUCAUAGCGCGCGCGUACGCAGGCCGCAACACACUCACAUGCUUCAUAUUUUUCAGUGACCUCUAUUAUUAUAAUAAAAUAAGGGUGACAGCUGGUAACUACAGUUACCAAAAGCAAGUUAGUGGAUAGAUUCAAAAUUUACUGAAACAGUGCACGUAUAGUAAGACUGGAUCCAGUAGUGCCUUGGAUACUGUUGUUUGCUUUUUCAGACUAUUCCUUUCAGUUCAAAAGGGUGAACUGUAGAGCACAUUGCACAUAAUAUGGCUGAACCACUUAACCGAGAUAUGGAGUGUGAAAAUGGACCACAUAAUGCAGUAGCAAUACAAGAAGGUUUAAGCUCAGUAGAAGAGCAGGUGAACCAGAAUAGCAAUCAGAAGGAAGGUAGUGCCGUGUCACUCACAGUACCUAAUAAAGAUUUAAGUGAAGACCGAAGCCUGCUGAUGCAAAUGGAGAUUGCCCCUGGAGAGUUGGAAUAUGGGCAGGGGCUUCUUGGUUUUUCAUCCCCAUCACCAUUGGUGCUGGCACCACUAGCAACCCCUGGAAACCUGCAGGUCAUUAGAAGCACCAGGUUCAUGGACAAUUUAGGAAAAGAAAUAAAGCUGUACCGCACUCGCGGCCUGCAGCGAGGGGUUCUGGUUUUGUUCAGUUACUCAAAUUUCACGACAGGGGAGAACUUCAGGGACAUCGCUAGCGACAACGAAAUGUUGACGGAUCUGUUCAGGCAGAUCGGCUUCAAGCUCAUCCUGCGCUUCGAGAACCAGACUAAACGGGUAAGCGGGCGUAACUACGCUACAACCGCGGUUUUAACUCCUCCCUACCCUGCCUGGAUAUUCACGGAUCUGUUCAGGCAGAUCGGCUUCAAGCUCAUCCUGCCCUACGAGACGAGACUAAUCGGGCAGAUCGGCUUCAAGCUCAUCCUGCGCUUCGAGAACCAGACUAAACGGCCCCCCGACCGAAGAACACUUCAGAACAUUGCUAGCGACAACGUGAUAUUUACGGAUCUGUUUACGCAAAUCGGCGCCAAGCUCAUCCUGCCCUACGAGACAAGACUAAUCAGGGACAUGGGGGACAACAAGAUGUUGACGGAUCUGUUCAGGCAGAUCGGCUUCAAGCUCAUCCUGCGCUAUGAAAACAAAACUAAACUAAGGGGGUAA
Molecule: messenger RNA, 1308 nt
Organism: Cydia pomonella (codling moth)
Lineage: Eukaryota; Metazoa; Arthropoda; Insecta; Lepidoptera; Tortricidae
Exons: 8
Coding region: 415-1308 (297 amino acids)
Source: RefSeq, a predicted model, not a curated record